This is a messenger RNA of Anolis carolinensis (green anole), 5178 nucleotides long. Its product is annotated as zinc finger protein ZFP2. The transcript is spliced from 6 exons. Bases 349 to 2436 code for a protein of 695 amino acids. Gene Ontology annotation, biological process: regulation of DNA-templated transcription. The record is from RefSeq and is a predicted model, not a curated record. Gene Ontology annotation, molecular function: RNA polymerase II cis-regulatory region sequence-specific DNA binding; DNA-binding transcription factor activity, RNA polymerase II-specific. NCBI's taxonomy places the organism in Eukaryota, Metazoa, Chordata, Lepidosauria, Squamata, Anolidae.
GAGCCUCCGCGGGCGGAAGUGAGGGCGCUUCCGGUUGGGCCCAGCCAAGGAGAGGGACCAAUCCUUCCUCCCACCUCCAGCCAAAGAGGACUGCCAUUUCACCCACCCACCCGCUUAGAAAAGCAUCUUGCAAAAGAGGUCGGAAAGAGGCCAUGGUCACAGACUGGAAUACCUGAGCAUUUCUUUUCAAGCCCUCAGCUAGUGUAAGACUUGCACCCAGAAAGACUUCAGACCUUUGGUGUAUAUAAUAUCCUUCUCACUCCAAACGGAGCCUAUCUUUGUCUCAAGAAAGAAAGUGGGCAGAAAGCAAAGAAAUUCGGACCACUUUUGGGACAGCAGAGAACCAAGAUGGCAGAGCAAGACUCAGCUGACCCCGAGGCCUGGAUGGGAAUAAAUGAGGAUCCCUGUGGCAAAGGAGGACAGACUCUCCUGGGCUCAGACGACCUGUGCUUGGACAUACAGCGCCAGCGCUUCAGGGGAGUUUGCUACCGGGACGCCAAAGGGCCUCGAGAAGUUUGCAGGCAACUCUCUGAUCUUUGCUGCGAGUGGCUGAAGCCAGAGAAGCACACCAAAGCCCAGAUACUGGACCUGGUGAUCCUGGAGCAGUUCCUGGACAUCCUUCCUGAGGAGAUGGAGCGCUGGGUGAGGGAAUGUGGGGCAGAGACCAGUUCCCAGGCCGUGGCUUUGGCUGAAGGAUUCCUCCUGAGUCAGGAAGGAAACCAGAAGAAAGAAGCUUCACAGGAGCCAUCAAAAGUGGUCAUGGAUUUCUCAGCUGUGGAGGAGUUCCUUAAAGACACUGGGAAGGAGCAGCUAUCAAGGGGGACUGAGCAGGAGAGUGAUGGAGGUUUUCUCUCAGUGGGCAACAGAAGGAUAGGCCAAGACAGUGCUGCAAUCCCAUCUAGGUCACCUUCGCCUUGUGGAGAUAUCGAGACAGUUACUGUGAAAUCAGAACAGAGCCUAGAGACCUUUGAGGAGAUGGCUAUGCAAUUCCCAGCAUUUCACCAAGGAGGACUGGGUGCUGUUAGAGCAAAGCCAGGGGGAUCCGGAGAAGGAAAUCACAGAGAUCAACUGUGGAGCUGUGGAAAUCUGCCCUCUCCAGAUGUUGAGACAGAAAAUAAUACAGAGGCUGAGCAGCUGAAAAUAAAAAUUGAAGAAGAGGAGGACAUUCCUAUCGAAAGCAUUGAUUUCCAUGAAACUCCAAUACCAGGAGAAUAUUGUGAAGGAAAUGACAAGAAUAUUCCCAAUGGUGAAAAGUUGUUGAUAUGUUCUGAUUGUGGAAAGAGCUUCAGUGAACAUGUAUACCUUACUGAACAUCGAAGAAUUCACCCUGGGGGUAAGAUGUGUGGAAACCAGUUUACUCACAGCUCAGACCUAUCCUUGCCUCCAGGAGUUGAUGCAACCAGAAAGCUCUUUGGAUGCUCAGACUGUGGAAUAAAAUUCAGUGAUGACAGAAGUCUCAAAAGACAUCAAAGGAUUCACGCAGGGAAGAAGGUCUAUAAAUGCCCAGAAUGUGGGAAAAGUUUUAGCCGCAGCCCAGAACUCAAAGCGCAUCAGAGAGUCCAUACGGGAGAGAGGCCCUAUAAAUGUUCUGAGUGCGGAAAGACGUUCAGUCAGAGCUCAAAUCUGAGCAAACAUCAAAGAAUCCACACAGGGGAGAAGCCCUACACGUGUUCUGAAUGUGGGAAGAGUUUCAACCACAGCACACACCUCAAAAGACAUCAACGAGUUCACACGGGGGAAAAGCCGUACAGCUGCUCGGAUUGCGGCAAGAGCUUCAGUCAAAGCAUAAUCCUCAAGCAACAUAAAAAAAUCCACAUGGUGGAGAAUCCAAACAAAUGCGCUGAGUGUGGGAAGAGCUUCAGCAGUAGCGGGAACCUUAAAACACACCAGAAAAUUCACCGGCGGGAGAAACCCUUCAAAUGCUCGGAGUGUGGGAAGGGUUUCAGUCAAAGUGUCAUCCUUAAAUUCCAUCAAAGAAUUCACACGGGCGAGAAGCCCUAUAAAUGCUCAGAAUGUGGAAAGAGUUUCGGCAAUAGCAGAAGCCUGAAAAUACAUCAAAGAACUCACACGCAGGAGAAGCCAUACAAGUGCUCGGUGUGCGGAAAGAGUUUCAGUGUGCGGAAAAGCCUUAACGUGCAUCAACGGACUCAUACCGAGGAGAAGCCCUAUAAAUGUUCCGAGUGCGAAAAGUGCUUUAGCGAUAGCAGAAUCCUUAAAGUCCAUCAAAGGAUGCAUACGGGGGAGAAGCCCUAUCAAUGCUCAGAAUGUGGGGAGAGCUUCAAUCAGGGCCCACAUCUGAAAAGACACCAACGGACCCACACCGAGGAGAAACCGUAUAAAUGCUCCGAGUGUGGAAAAAGCUUCAACCAGAGCACGCACCUCAACUCACACCUACAAAUUCACACCCGCGAGACAGCGUACGAGUGCUCCGAGUGAGGAAGACGUUUCCAUCAGAGCAGACACCUUAAUUCACAUCAAAGAAUUCACCAGAGGGGUGGGGCUUGUAACAGUUCUCAAUGACCGGAAUGUGGAUUGUUUAAAGUAUUUGGUUUUUAAGCUAAUCUUUUCAAGUAUGUGAUUAAGAAGAGUAGUGUGUAUUUCAUAGAAACGUAGAGUUUGGAAGAGAUCCCAAUGUAAGUUUUUCCUUCUGGAUCACCAUGCAUUGAAUGUAGAGACUGUGCAUGUACACUACCUUUACUUAUUUGAAAUGUUUUAAGUUUUUGUCAAAUAUGUUGUGUCGUUGUUUCGGGCUUGUCCCUGUUAUAAGCCGCCCCGAGUCCCUUCGGGGAGAUGGGGCAGGAUAUAAAAAUAAAGAUUAUUAUUAUUAUUAUUAUUAAGACAAUUACCUUCAAAGGUUCCAGCCCAGGAGGCAAUCAGGCAGAAAACCCAGUCUCGUGAGAGUACAAAAACCAACGUUUAUUUUCAUCAUAGCUAUGAGAAGGCUAAACAGCCGUACACACCCACAAAGGUCUGUACCAUGCAAAUAGCCGCUGCAAAACAUGUCGCAGUUAGCAAAGAAUAUAUAUCUUGGCUUAUCUAAAAUCGACCAAUUGCUGAUGGUUUUCCUCACCUUCCACACACCUAUUUUGGCACAAGUAGUAUCUGUGAUCUCACUUGUUUACUCUUCUCUCCCCAGAACAUUUUGGAGAAAAGCACCAGCCCCCAAAAGGGAGGGGCACAGGCCCUGUGUUACACAUACUAUAGUUCAUACAAAGAGCUUACAUUGUCUAUAUAAAAGGCUAAUAUGAUAUAUGCAUAGGCAAAGCUAUAUAUGCAAAUGUUUUCUAUUUUCUGGCUUAUGGUCCCUUCAACAAGAGCCUCCAGUCCAACCUCAAUCUGCCAUGCAGCAAUACCCAACUAAAGCACUCCCAACAUAUGGUCAUCUAGCCCAGCGGUGUGCAACCUUUGGUCCUCCAGGUGUUUGGGAUUCCAACUCCAAGAAGCCGUGGCCAACUUGUUCAGUAGUCAGGAAUUCUGGGAGUAGAAGUCCAAAACACCACUGAUGUAGCCCUAUUUAAAAAUCUCCAGAGGAGGAGAUUCCACCAUACUCCCAGACAGCAUAUUCCACUGUCAAACUGCUCUUACUAUCAGGACGGGUUAAUGCCAAGACAUUCACAGCCAGAAUCACUGAGGUGUUAUAUGGUUUCUAGGCUGUAUGGCUGUAUUUUAGCAGCAUUUUCUCCAGAUUUUUCACUCCACUUGCUUCACUGCCAACAGACUUCUGAAGAUGCCAGCUACUGAUGCAGGUGAAAUGUCAGGAGAGAAUGUAGCUGGGACAUGGCCAUACAACCUGAAAACUCACAGAAACUAGACUUGACAGUAUGCUGGGACCAGAAGUCAGGAAACUAAAUAGCAUUCAGUUGAUCCAUAGUUUCAGAUAGCCAUAGUACAGUUGGGACCAUAUCCCCCAUGGAUAUAAGGAUCUUACCGUACCAAAAUGUAUGAGGUCAGAAGUCAGGCUCAUGACAUCAUAACUACUGCACACUUUGCUUCUCUCCUAUCCUCUUGGACAGGUCCAGGCAUUGUCUGGCCUUCCAGAUGAUGUGCAACUGCAGUCUCUGAUUGCUUCUGCAUUGUAGAAUUAAAGCCGUUUGAUACCACUUUUAACAGCUAUGGUUCGAUGAUAUGAAAUUAUGGGAAUUGUAGUUUUUUUGUCCCGAGAACCAAAAGGCCAACGCUCCAAUGUUUCAGAUUGAAGGCACACAUAGAUGGGUACCAAAUCAGAGAUUUUUAUUCUUCAGUGAUCAGAGAAGGUUCCCAAAUCUGUCAGGUCCUUAUGGCGGAACCCACCCAUGUUUUAUGAUGUCACAAAAACAAUGUGCUUUGCUCUUAUUUGGCUAGGUGUAUACAAUUUGUUUUCCAUUGGUUUAAUGUAGUAGUUUCCAUUUCCAUUGGGAGACAUUGAAAAAGCCUUGCAACUGGGUCACACUUUAAGCCUUGCAAUUCAGUUGCAAUUGGGGUGGGGGGGGGGGCAUUGAAUAAAAAUACAGGGGUGGUAGAAGUAUAAAGAAAGAAGAAAAUUGAAAAAAAAAUUAUUUGGACAUCUGUUAUGUCACGUAGAGUUAGAAUUGUAGCAAUUAUUUUCCAGAUAAACACACAAAAUGCAAGUUAUAACCUACCAGUGUUGGCAGUCGAAUGUGUCAUGCAUUGUCGGGAAGUCCAGCUUGCAUCAACAGAAAUGUAUGCGUGUAAUGACUUGUUUACAGUACUCAGUUUUAAAGGAUUUUAAUGUUUAAUAUUCUUAAUAUUUAAUUCUAUUUUAAUGUUCAUAUAUUUUUGAGUUUGCAUGUAUUCUGUGUAUUGAGUUUGCAUGUAUUGCAUCAGUUUUACAGUAGACAUUUUGGAGACAAAAAGUGGGGUGUAAAUAGUAAUAAUAGCAUCAAAAACAACAACAAAUGGGUGACAUGUAUUAAAUCUACUUUAGACUGUUUCUCAAUUGUUUGACAAUUAAUAAUAGUACAAAUGCAGUAAGUAUUUUAAUAAAUUAAUCCAUGCUGCUGACAAAAGUAGUUCUGAACAUUAAUAAAUUAUUAGCACUGCACCAGGUUAAUUCUUCCCAUUUAGGAUCAUUUUUAAUUUUAGUCAUAUUUUUUAAAUUUAAUGUUAUCCUUUCUUAAUGUGCUGUGUGUAAUGCGAAGAUUGCUAAGGUCUAUUUAAUAAAAAAUUUCAUAAUUUCAA